UAUAUUCACUCUCAGAUGUACGUGCAUGCUGACCUCAAGGGAUCCAAUAUGUUACUGGCAAGUUCAGCCGAGGACGAGGUCUACCUUGUUGACUUUGGUUUGGCUGCACUGUACACUAUUGACGGCAAGCACCGCGUCUACAAAGAAGAUCCCAAGCGUGCUCAUGAUGGAACGAUAGAGUUCACGAGCAUAGACGCACACAACGGCGUUGCACCGUCACGUCGCGGUGACAUGGAGAUCCUGGGCUACGUGCUCCUGCAGUGGCUCUGCUCUCGGCUGCCCUGGGAAGACACACUUCACAACAAAGAGGAGGUUGCCCGGCAGAAAAAGAAGUACAUGUCAAAUAUUCCAUCCUUGAUGAAGGAUUGCUUCGGCGGCAAGAGUAUUCCAGCUGAGAUUCGGGACUACCUGACAGCCGUGAAAGGCAUUGCGUACGAUGACACACCGCAGUACGGCAAGUUACGGAGCAUUUUCGAAAAAGCUCUGCGCACAAAUGGGUGGACUGAUCGUGGCGAGCUGGUUUGGUCAUCAGCAGCAGCAAAGUCGUCUCCAAGAGCACCGAGCAAGAAACGUCGCUCGGCACAUGUACUUGAUGAAGAAGACAAGGAGGGAGAGGAUGAAGACGUAGAGGAGGUGCAGAAACCCAAGCGUCGCAGGGGUGCCCGGGUUGCCAGCACAGAGUCGUCGCCAGCAGCCACCACCGCCGCUGUCCCACCUUCAAGUGCCGCUCGCCAUGCUGCAGCCUCACCACCACCAGCAGCAGCUGCCGGACGUCGAGAUCGUGCACGCGCUGCUACUGCUGCAACGGUGGCGACUGCAGAGCCGCGUCGUGCCACUCCAGUGAGGACAGGAGGUCGCAAAGCGCUUCCCACCGUAGGCAAGACUUCUCCCGCGGAGUCACUCGUUCCUCCCGCUGUCCAGAAAGUUUACAGACCGAAACCGUUGGUUGCGCCAAAGGCCGCCACCGCAAAAAGAGGCAAAAACAGACAGCCUGCCAAUGACAUCAUUCCAUCGGCAGCAGUGACUCGGCCACCGCCCCUACACCUGUAAACAACAUACCCCGGUGGCACAAUGCCAAUCCCGUGCCCACAGUGUGGAUCAGCUGGUCUGUGUCUUCUGUUCGCCCCCCCCCCCCCCCCCCCUCCCAAUCAUCCCCUCUUUACUCGUCUGCUGUACAGGAUCCGUUACGUUUUUUAAUUGUUUUAUUCCGGUUUUUAUCAAAUCCAUAUGCCAUGUGCACAUAGACCCCCCGGCCCCUCUCCCUGUUGGAUUGGUACUUCUUGAAUGAUCUAUUUCAAGUGUUUUAUGUUUUUGAUCUUUGACUUGGUAGUUUAGGCCACUUUUUUUUGGUUGAAGUCACAUAAGAUUUUUUUAUUCGUUCCUUCGUUUUCCUGUGUUUCUAUCAACGUUUGUGUGCUCUUUCUAACCAUUUUUUUUCUUCUAUUAUGGGUUUUCUACCUUAGUUUUUGAAUUGGUGCUGUCGUCGUCAGUCUAUUGAUACUCUUGGCAUUGCCAUGCGUAGA
This is a messenger RNA of Sycon ciliatum, 1523 nucleotides long. Its product is annotated as serine/threonine-protein kinase VRK1-like. Gene Ontology annotation, biological process: signal transduction; peptidyl-serine phosphorylation. Lineage: Eukaryota; Metazoa; Porifera; Calcarea; Leucosolenida; Sycettidae. Gene Ontology annotation, cellular component: cytoplasm; nucleus. Gene Ontology annotation, molecular function: protein serine/threonine kinase activity; ATP binding. The record is from RefSeq and is a predicted model, not a curated record.